AUGUCAAACAAAUGUUCUGUACUUUUUGUAGCUUUGUUUACAUCUAAUCUUCGUUCAGCCGGAAGCAUUGAAUAUUGGGCUAAAGUUAUGGUGUCCACAGUGGAACAGCCUAACCGGAUAAAUCCUACUUUAGAAGAGCUGGCGGAAGAAAAACGGAAAUUUCGAUAUCGAGCGGGUGCGUUUUUGGCAGCAGUCGGUUCAACGGCAGCCGUAGCAGGAUUUAGUAAAGCAAUCAUGUCGGCGAAGAAAUCGGACCCGAAGUAUUUCGAUAAAGGCCUGCACGGAAGCUUAGCGCUGCAUGAGGCCGGUACGAGUUUGGCCUUGCGAGCACUCGGCUGGGGUACGCUGUAUGCAGUCCUUGGAACGGGAACACUUUGCUACGGAAUAUGGAAGCUAAGCGGUGCGAACAAUAUGGAAGAGUUUCGUGAAGCAGUCGGUAAAGCAUUGCCCCGAGUCCCUCGCAACGAUCCACCAACGAGCCGUACGGAGUUUGAAGGAUUAACCGAUCUCAUGCAGUACCUUACGACGUGGGGAAAGGAUGAGAAAAACGUGUCUUCCUUACCGAACAAACAGUCUAGUCCGUAG
Anopheles marshallii is the source of this 585-nucleotide messenger RNA. Its product is annotated as transmembrane protein 242. Bases 1 to 585 code for a protein of 194 amino acids. Lineage: Eukaryota; Metazoa; Arthropoda; Insecta; Diptera; Culicidae. The record is from RefSeq and is a predicted model, not a curated record. The transcript has 5 exons.